AUGUCAGCUAGGAAAAAAUGCUCCAACUUACUGAAUUUGAGGGACAAACCUGCUCCUCAAGACAUCGGGGCAAAUCCACUACAUGGAGUGCCCGACCCCACAUACCGACAUGCGGCACCGUCGGGACCAUGGCCAUGGAUGAACCUGCAAGUUGUUUUUCGAGCCGCGAUUGAGUCCGAUGCGACUCAUGGUGUUAAUGACUCGGGCGAGUCGGAAUCCUGGCCGGGCUACCCUCAAAACCAGUUCGGGAACUGGACUCCAGAUCAAGUAAAGCGAAGUAAGAUGUUUGAAAAGUGUUCGGAUAAUACGCCUAGCAUCAUUUACUGGAUGGAUGUCCGUGAAUCGGAUGGGAAGUUUACCACCCCAGAUAUGGGAGGAAGCGGUCGCGGUGAUACUACGGUAGUGUCGCCUCAGGAUCCGGGUGUGUUUUGGGAUAUAUUGAAGUCGGGACGACCAGAAAACAUCCGAGUGCGAUCAUUAUUUGUGGAUGACUUGACGCCACAGGUCUUGCGCAUGCUGGGGACAAGAUACAAUAUCGAACCAUUCUUUUUCACGUCCUCCAUCAAUUGGAUACCCUCACGAUACCAGGAAGCACCUCGUCAUGGAGAAGGAGAUCAUAUUACUAUUACCCUCCCGUUCAUACGAACAAUUGGUAAAGCACAGGACUCGCAACAACCACGAACUGACUCGUGGGACUCCGAAGCCAAUACCCCGAUCGAUAUCCAAGCUCCUGUUUCGAUGGGUGAUGGUCGCAUGCUCUUAAUCGACCUCCUCGCAAUCCACAUGGUCCGCAACAUAAAAGAAAACACUAUCAUCUCCUAUCAUCCCGAGUCUAUAUCGUACCGGACAUCCGCGAAGCACUUCCACUCCCUCAUGAAGCUUGUGGGGGAAAGUGUGUACUGGCAAAAAAUAUUCAGCAGGUCCAAAGACCCGACGUUUCUCUUGCUCGCGAUGUUAUGGUAUGCGCUAUAUGCAUGGGAUGAGUCCUUUGAGCUGCUGUAUCACCAUGUUAGCCAGCUGGAGUCACAAGUACUGCAAGCGGAUAAUAUCUCGCUUACGCGCAAGCUUCAUGAACUUCAAGCGAGUCUUUUGCACUACCAAUCACUCCUUCAUGGGUUCCAGGAUCAGCAACGGCGUUUGGCCACGGACGUUUCUGCACUGGGUCAGCAUGCGACCGACACACAGAAGACCAAGAUAUUCAAUCAAAGCAAUGCUCUACAACGUAGAUUGGACAACUGGGCCCAAGUCCAAGCCCUUUACAUGCCCGCAGUUGCCCCAAUCCGCGCCACAGAGGAUGCUUGUCGUUCGGAGGGCACUGCAGUACUCAAGCCAGAGAAAUUUAAACUCUGGUUACCAUCCCAGCUCGACCCACACCUUUCUUGCGACCAAAAACUUCGCGAAUGUGAAUGGGAACUCCGGUAUGCUCAAGCCCAUGACACAUUGAACGACGUUCGACAGAACAUCCGUCUAUUCACCCACCUCAACACAUUCAAGUUGGCGAAUAUACGCGGUCAACGUGCCUCCACUCGUGCGCGCAGCACUCUUGAUCACACAGUUGAGAAGAAGCAUGCCAGCAAGGCAAAAUAUGAUGCCGCUCGGGACGCACUUCUUGCCCUCGCUCCCUUGCUAGGAAAAGUUGGCUGGACCGAUAUCUUACGCCCUCUUGGAGCAACGGACAUGAGACCCAUGGGUGACUUCAUCCAGGGACAAUCUGAAGGUACUCGUGAUAUACCGUGGAUAUGGAAGACACCCGGGGUGCUACGAGACAAUGACAAGGGACUUCAAGACUGUCUUCGCAUCGAGUGGUGCAAGGCAAGAGCGCGAGAGGCACGCUGGUCCGAAGAAUUGCUGUUUUUGCUCGAAGAGAUGCGGAGGGUGCUGACAUUCUUAGCCUGGCAGAGUACGUGGUGGUCUGGACUGGCCUUGGCGCGCCAUUUCGAGAGGUCGGCAGACAGCGAAGGAUCCGCAGCAUACGCAAACCGACAAUCUGCACUCCGUAAAGCCAUGUUGGAAAAAUUCAAGCAACAGUGGGUCAUUGUCCCUACCGUCGUGACUGCUGAGCUGGAUGACGAUAGCUCACUGGGCACUGCUGAUACAGACGGCACAUUCACUAUUGAAGGCCCUCCACAUUAG
Molecule: messenger RNA, 2133 nt
Organism: Suillus clintonianus
Lineage: Eukaryota; Fungi; Basidiomycota; Agaricomycetes; Boletales; Suillaceae
Exons: 11
Coding region: 1-2133 (710 amino acids)
Source: RefSeq, a predicted model, not a curated record